UCCAGCGCCCUCCUCGCCCGCCGCCACGAUGGGCUUCUCGUCCGCGGUCUCCUCGGCGCCCCUCGCCCCGCCGGCGGGCGACUCGCUGCAGUUCUUUGCAAUCCUCCACUGGAUUCAAGCUGUCACGGCUGCUUUAAGCAUCAUGGGGUCCAGCUCGAUUAUUGGCUAUGCCGUGUUCCAGAAUACCGCCAGAUCCCCGGAGGUGCGGCCCCUCUUCUACCUGAGCAUCUCUGACCUCUGCCUGGGGAUGUGCUGGCUCACAGGGGCUCUCCUCUACAGCAACAUGACCACCGAGACGCCAGACCAGGAAGCCGCCUGCUAUAACCUUCAAGCCACUGGACAGGUCUUCUACGUUGCAUCUUUCCUGUAUACCGUCAAUUAUAUCUGGCAUCUUUACAUGGACUUGAAGGCGAAAUACGACCAGAGCCGCUUCACCCACACCUCCCAGAUAUUCAGCUACAUGAAUCACAUUGGCCGGAUAGCAAUAAUUUUAUCUAGCGUAAUCCCUUUCCUCUUAAUGACUCCUGUGUUUGGUGUCGGCAACCACUAUGAAUGUUAUAAGAACUUCACCGUAAAACACAAGUGCCUGCUGAUGCACACAGAGACACACCUGUUCUCCGCCAGUCACCAGCAAUUCACCUGCUCGGUGAUCUAUUUCUACAGCAUUGGAGUCUUCCUCCUCUUCUCUUUGGCCAGCUUCAUCGCCAUCCUGGUCCUGCUUAUCCAAGCCAGAGGUUUGUACAAGAGAUCUGUCAACUCGACAGGUUACUUGGGCGAUCAGCAGUGGGCAAUGAUCAAGAUGGUCGAGCAGCGCGUGGUUCUGUACCCCAUAGUGUUUUUCUGCUGCUGGGGCCCAGCCUUUAUCCUUGGAAUAGUCAAACUGACCAAUUUGGAAAACACAAACAGCCUAUAUAUGGCUCUUAAUGUUUUAGAGGCCCACACGGCCUCCUCCCCGGGCCUGCUUGAAGGCUGGACCCAGCACAUGUUCCGCUGCAUGAAACGCAAAGCCUGCAGAGACGUCGACACGCAGACGCCGCUGCUGCGCUCCCAGAAGAGGUUCUACGCCAGCACGCACCCCGUCAACACCCGAGAUGCGGCCACAUCCCCCACGUCCCCAUCCACGGGGUUAUAAGCAAAAGACACUUUGGAACCGAACCGCCAAGUCUCUCCGGCCCGCUCCUCCUGCUGCUGCUGCUGUAACCCUCGGCCCCUGCUCUCCUCCUUGCCGUGGGCUGUUGCCACCUGGCUCUGUCCCCCAGUGGCCCUGAGUUGGUGCAUGGGUGAUGCUGAAGCGGGCCACCAGGAGGCGCUGCAAGAAGCGGAGGCGUGACGUGGGGUUGACAGUCGGUCCUCCAG
Molecule: messenger RNA, 1356 nt
Organism: Gekko japonicus
Lineage: Eukaryota; Metazoa; Chordata; Lepidosauria; Squamata; Gekkonidae
Gene: TMEM116
Product: transmembrane protein 116
Biological process (GO): adenylate cyclase-activating G protein-coupled receptor signaling pathway
Cellular component (GO): plasma membrane
Molecular function (GO): G protein-coupled receptor activity
Source: RefSeq, a predicted model, not a curated record